Acanthisitta chloris (rifleman) is the source of this 798-nucleotide messenger RNA. RefSeq names its product influenza virus NS1A-binding protein homolog. NCBI's taxonomy places the organism in Eukaryota, Metazoa, Chordata, Aves, Passeriformes, Acanthisittidae. The annotation marks the transcript as partial. The transcript is spliced from 5 exons. Gene Ontology annotation, molecular function: protein binding. The record is from RefSeq and is a predicted model, not a curated record.
AGGGAGGAGUGUCUGCGCACCGUGGAGUGCUACGACCCGCAGAAGGACACGUGGACGUUCCUGGCGCCCAUGAGGACGCCGAGGGCUCGGUUCCAGAUGGCAGUGCUGAUGGGGCAGCUGUAUGUUGUGGGUGGGUCAAACGGUCACUCGGAUGACCUGAGCUGUGGAGAGAUGUACGAGCCAGAGAUCGAUGACUGGACUCCUGUGCCAGAGCUGCGAACCAACCGCUGCAACGCAGGAGUGUGUGCCCUGAACGGAAAACUCUACAUUGUGGGUGGCUCUGAUCCUUACGGCCAGAAGGGACUUAAGAACUGUGAUGUGUUUGAUCCCGUAACGAAGUCCUGGACGAGCUGUGCUCCCCUUAACAUCCGGAGACACCAGUCAGCAGUGUGUGAGCUGGGUGGGUACCUGUACAUCAUCGGUGGGGCAGAGUCCUGGAACUGCCUGAACAGCGUGGAGCGCUACAACCCCGAGAACAACACGUGGACGCUGAUGGCGCCGAUGAACGUGGCACGGCGCGGCGCCGGCGUGGCCGUGCGGGACGGGAAGCUGUUUGUCAGCGGAGGCUUCGACGGCUCUCACGCCGUGAGCUGCAUGGAGAUGUACGACCCUGCCAGGAACGAGUGGAGGAUGAUGGGCAGCAUGACCACCCCGCGCAGCAACGCCGGCAUCACCACCGUGGCCAACACCAUCUACGCCGUGGGCGGCUUCGACGGCAACGACUUCCUCAACACCGUCGAGGUCUACAACCCUGAGUCCAACGAGUGGAGCCCCUACACCAAAAUCUACACCUUCUGA